CCAAAGCGUAAGACUGAGAAAGAGUGAAACAAAGGCUAAAGAAACAAGAAUGAAAGUAGCACAGGUACUGCACAUGAAUGGAGGGGUUGGAGAAGCAAGCUAUGCAAACAACUCCUUAGUUCAGCGAAAGGUGAUUUCGUUGACAAAGCCGUUAAUAGAAGAAGCCAUAACUACCCUCUAUAGCAGCACACUCCCGAGAAGCCUGGCAAUUGCAGACUUGGGUUGCUCUUCUGGACCAAACACUUUGCUUGUGAUUUCAGACAUUAUCAAGGCUGUGGAGAAUCUUUGCCGACGGCUGAAACAUAAAUCUCCUGAAUACAAGGUCUUUAUGAACGAUCUCCCCGGGAAUGACUUCAACAACAUUUUUAAGUCCCUUGACAGCUUCAAAGAGAAACUACGUGAUGAAAUCGAAACUGGGAUUGGUCCAUGCUACUUCUAUGGGGUUCCUGGUUCUUUCUAUGGCAGAGUUUUCCCUAAUCGAAGUUUGCAUUUUGUCCAUUCCUCUUACAGCCUUCAAUGGCUAUCUAAGGUUCCCGAGGGUGUAGAAAACAAUGAGGGAAACAUUUACAUGGCCAGCACAAGCCCCCUAAACGUCUUCAAGGCUUACUACGAGCAAUUUCAAAGAGAUUUCUCUCUUUUUCUAAAGUGUCGAGCAGAGGAACUAGUUGAAGGGGGUCGCAUGGUUCUAACAUUUUUGGGAAGAAGAAGCGAUGAUCCAUCAAGCAAGGAAUGUUGCUACAUUUGGGAGCUUAUGGCUAUGGCUCUUAAUGAUAUGGUCUUGCAGGGAAUCAUAAAGAAAGAGCAAGUGGAUACCUUCAAUAUCCCUCAAUAUACUCCAUCUCCAUCUGAAGUGAAAUUAGAAGUUCUCAAUGAAGGAUCGUUCACUAUCAACCGACUGGAUGUGUCUGAAGUGAAUUGGAACCCUGUUGAUAACUGGAAUGCUUUUGACUUUGAAUCUGAAAUGUCGGAAUCACUCAGUGAUGGUGACUUUGGAUCUGAAAUAUCAGAAUCAUUCAGCGAUGGUGCAUACAAUGUCGCACAGUGCAUGAGGGCUGUGGCUGAACCUAUGCUGGUUAGUCACUUUGGUGAAGCUAUCAUUGAUCAAGUUUUUAGUCGCUACCAAGAAAUCUUGGCUGACCGUAUGUCCAAGGAGAAAACUGAGUUCAUCAAUGUUGCCAUAUUAUUGACUAGAGAAGUAUAAGCAAGAAGCUUGCA
Molecule: messenger RNA, 1215 nt
Organism: Gastrolobium bilobum
Lineage: Eukaryota; Viridiplantae; Streptophyta; Magnoliopsida; Fabales; Fabaceae
Product: S-adenosyl-L-methionine:benzoic acid/salicylic acid carboxyl methyltransferase 3-like
Exons: 4
Coding region: 50-1201 (383 amino acids)
Biological process (GO): methylation
Molecular function (GO): S-adenosylmethionine-dependent methyltransferase activity
Source: RefSeq, a predicted model, not a curated record